AUGCGGAAGGGAGUCGGUAGAGUGUUUGUGGAGUGUUUCCUGGGCGUGAAAACCAGGAUCAAAAGGGCAUACCUUCAGGAGACUUCCUUAAAGUCGCAGGCCUGGGCUGCUGCACGCAAACGUCUUGUGGUACAUUUGAAAAAUCUUUCUUGGUGUAUGUGGUGGUUUGUGGAAGAGUCGGUGAUAAAGACUAAUCUUCUCUUUUUCUUUCUUCAGUUAUCUAGUCAGAGCGAAGUCGUUAUGAGAAUUGUUCAGAGACUGUGUGAUAAAAGAAAGAAGAAUGUUCUUGCAUAUGGAUACUCCUUGCUGGACGAAAACUGUUCUGAUUUCCAAAUCAUACCAUCUUCUCAUGUAUACAGCUACCUACCCAACAGUGUGACAGAAAAUAUGCGUAUCAGCGGCCUCUGGGAAAAACUACUGAGCAGGAUAGGGGACGAUGUGAUGAUGUAUUUGCUGGAACACUGUGCAGUCUUUAUGCUUGUUCCCCCUAGUUGUUGUUACCAAGUUUGCGGACAACCGGUUUAUGAACUUAUUUCCCAUAAUGUAGACUCAUCCCCAGCGUUUGUUAAACAAACUUUUUCAAAGCGUCAACGUAGUAGCUUGCUUGACUAUAUGCAAAAAAGGCUUAUGUUUCAUAAACGGUAUCUCUCAAAGUCACGUGGGUGGAAACACAGACAAAGACUUGAAGCCAAUGUCUCCAGCAUGAGAAACAGAAAAAAUAGCAAGAUGAGAAACUUAGCAUCCAGGUCCCGGUAUUCUGCAAAACCCAUUUCUAAAGCAGGUGAACGGAUCAGAAGGGUGACUCAACGUCUGGAAAAACAGAGUAGCUCUGGUUUGUAUUUGUCAACUACGGCACCAUCUUUAAAAAGGAAGCUUGGUAGUGAACAACCUGAAAUUCCAGCUAAGAGAGCAAAAGUAGAGGAGAAGGUGAGCGAGGAAAAAUCUUGUAAUAUCACUCCCGAUGUAAACCAAAGUAGUUCCAAGAGAGAUGGAACUGAGUGUGUAGAAUCACGUUCUGUAAAUCUCAUUAAAGACAAGCACAUUUCUCAGAGAAGUAACAGUGAUAUGUCUGGUCCUUCUUUAACUCGCACAUCUUGUAGCAGGAAGAAGUUUGUGGCAGGUGAAAGCUCUUUUCUGCGAGGAGUUCAGACUAACAAACCUUCAAAGCCUGGCACUGAAAUGCAAGCAGAAUCCAGUAGGAAACGAGUAGAGCUGCAUAUGUAUAAAUCUCAGUUGAAUUCUGUACAAACCAAGCCCGUGGAAGGUAUUUCUUCAAAAUGCAGGAGGCAGGAAUAUCCCAUAUCUAAUUUGGCAAAGGAGUCACCAAAUAAGCUCUUACGUUCUGCAAUAUACGUUAACAGGAAACUUCUUCUGUAUUCUCGCAGGAGUCUCAGAGAAUGUUUUCCUAAAUGGUUUUUACUGAAUCGCUUGCAGGGCUGUCAGGCAGGUGGAAGACGGCUUAUAGAAACUAUAUUCUUAAGCCGAAAUCUUUUGGAGCAAAAGCGCAACCAAAGUCUGCCUCAUCAAAAAUGGAGGAAGAAGAGGUUGCCCAAACGCUACUGGCAAAUGAGACCAGUAUUUCAGAAACUGUUAAAGAACCAUGCCAAGUGUCCUUACUUAGUUCUUUUAAAAAAAAAUUGCCCUAUCUGGAUACCUGAAACUGGUGUGAGAAAAACUGGGCUGCCUUGUCAGGCAGCUUUUCGUGGGGAAGCAGAGGUUCACGAGCAAGCAGAGCAGUUUGGGAAAGAGCCUGACGAGUGUGUCACAAGCAGCAGAUGUGAAUCUGGUCACGUGCCAGAGGACUUCUGCGCUCCUCUUGCAAAAUCUGCGAGUGGGGCAUCACAGAGCAAGGAGCAAAACCUGGGAGAGGCGGACAGUUCAGCCCUCGGGAAGCUCCUCAAGCAGCGCAGCAACCACUGGCAGGUGUACAUGUUUGUGAGGGAUUGCCUGGAGCGGGUCAUCCCCACCGAGCUUUGGGGUUCAAACCAUAACAAGUGCCGGUUCUUGAAGAACGUGAAAACGUUCAUUUCCAUGGGGAAGUUUGCUCAGUUUUCGUUGCAGGUGUUGAUGUGGAAGAUGAGAGUGAAUGACUGCUUGUGGCUUCGUCUGGGCAAAGGUGAUCACCUUGUUCCUGCCAAUGAACAUUGUUUCCGUGAAGAACUUUUGGCUAAAUUCCUGUUCUGGCUGAUGGAUACCUAUGUUGUUGAAUUGCUCAGAUCAUUUUUCUAUGUCACCGAGACGAUGUUCCAGAAAAACAUGCUUUUCUACUACCGAAAGCUUCUCUGGGGCAAGUUGCAGAACAUUGGAAUUAGAAACCAUUUUGCCCAAGUACGUCUCCGCGCUUUGUCGUCAGAGGAGAUUGAAGCUGUCCAUCAAAAAAACUACAUUCCUGUGGUAUCAAAGCUUCGGUUUAUUCCCAAAGAAAAUGGGUUAAGACCCAUAGUAAAAGUGAGCGGCGUUAUUGAAGCACAACGAUUCAGCAGGGAAAGCAGAGAAAAGAAGAUACAUCACUACAACACUCGACUAAAAAAUCUCUUUAGUGUGUUAAAUUAUGAACGGACUAUAAACACCAGUUUUAUCGGGUCUUCAGCAUUUGGGAGAGAUGAUAUCUACAGGACAUGGAAGAAGUUUGUUAUGAAGGUUUCCGAAUUGGAUGGUGAAAUGCCUCAUUUCUACUAUGUAAAGGCUGAUGUGUCCAGGGCUUUUGAUACCAUUCCUCACAAGAAACUUGUGGAAGUAAUUUCACGGAUCUUAAACCCUGAUAAAAAAACUGUCUACUGCAUACGGCGCUAUGCCGUGAUUAUGAUUACACCAACUGGAAAAGCCAGGAAGCUCUAUAGGAGACAUGUUUCUACUUUCAAGGAUUUUAUGCAAGACAUGAGGCAGUUUGUGUCCAACUUGCAGCAGAGUGACUCAUUGCGAAAUGCAAUAAUUGUUGAACAGAGCUUAACUUUUAAUGAGACAAGUUCAACCCUGUUUAGUUUUUUUCUUCAAGUGAUACAUAACAACAUCCUGGAGAUUGGGAACAGGUACUAUGUACAGUGCUGUGGAAUUCCCCAGGGCUCCAUUUUGUCGACAUUGCUUUGCAGCUUAUGCUAUGGAGACAUGGAAAACAAAUUGCUUUGUGGAGUGCAGCAGGAUGGAGUCCUAAUACGUCUCGUAGAUGACUUUUUGCUGGUUACGCCACAUUUAAUGCAGGCAAGAACUUUUCUAAGGACUCUAGCAACAGGUAUUCCUGAGUAUGGAUUUUUAAUAAACCCCGGUAAAACAAUUGUGAAUUUUCCUGUUGAUGAUAUCCCAGGAUGUUCCAACCUUAAACAGAAGCCAGGCUGUCAUUUGAUCCCAUGGUGUGGUUUAUUAUUAAAUAUACAGACACUUGAUAUUUACUGCAAUUAUGCCAGUUAUACCUGUACAUCUAUCAGAUCAAGUCUUUCCUUCAAUUCAAGUAGAACACCUGGGAAAAACAUAAAAUACAAAUUGAUUGCGGUCCUCAAACUGAAAUGCCAUGGUUUAUUGCUUGAUUUGCAGAUCAACAGCCUUAAAACAGUUUUGCUUAACAUCUACAAGAUAUUUUUACUUCAGGCUUGCAGGUUCCACGCCUGUGUUCUCCAACUUCCAUUCAACCAGCGAGUUAGAAACAAUCCUUAUUUCUUCCUAAGGAUCAUCUCUGAGAAUGCCUCAUGCUGCUAUUCUAUCCUGAAAGCAAAAAAUCCAGGGAUUGUCUUGGGUAGCAAAGGUGCAUCUGGUGUGUUCCCUUCUGAGGCAGCAGAAUGGCUCUGCUACCAUGCUUUCAUUGUCAGACUGGCAAACCACAAAGUUGUUUACAAAUGCCUGCUUAAGCCCCUAAAAAUCUGUAAGAUGCAGCUAUUCAGGAAGAUCACAAAGGAUACUAUGGCAUUGCUGAAGGCAGUAACAGAGACGUUUCUUAGUGAAGAUUUCCACACUAUCUUGGACUAA
Apaloderma vittatum (bar-tailed trogon) is the source of this 3957-nucleotide messenger RNA. It is a transcript of the gene TERT, whose product is annotated as telomerase reverse transcriptase. Lineage: Eukaryota; Metazoa; Chordata; Aves; Trogoniformes; Trogonidae. Gene Ontology annotation, biological process: telomere maintenance via telomerase. The coding region runs from base 1 to 3957 and encodes 1318 amino acids. Gene Ontology annotation, molecular function: telomeric repeat DNA binding; telomerase RNA binding. The transcript has 16 exons. The record is from RefSeq and is a predicted model, not a curated record. Gene Ontology annotation, cellular component: telomerase catalytic core complex.